UAAAAUAAAUUUAAAAUUCUUUAAGAAAAUUAAUACGUGUGUUAAGAAAGCAUUUAAAAAAAAAAAUACCCUAGUGUUAUUAAUUUUAAAAAUAAAAUGGUGGCAUUAUGAAAUAAAUAAAAAAUAUAAGUAGAAAAUAUUUUCAUAAUUUUUUCCACCAAUGAUUAUGAAAAAAAAUUAUUCUAUUUUGAAAAAUAUUUAAAAUUCAUUACUCUUAUUAAAAUUAAGUUUGAAAGUGAUCCAAUUGGAAUAUUUAUAAAAAAAAAAACGAAAAUUUGAAGCUGAUUGGAAAUUUGAAGUCAUUUGGAUAAGAAUUGAUUAUUAACUAUAACGAACAACCAAUCACGGAGAAGUCUAAAUUCUACUGAGCAAGAAAAACUCAAAACAUUUUUAUAAAUUUCAUCUCGCCGAACAAAAAAAGAAAACAAACAAGUACAGAAGAAUAUUUGAGAAAAUAAAAAAUUAAAGAAAUGAUAAAAUAAGAUCCUCAAAUUCUUGGUCAUAUCCUAAAAUAAUCACGAUAUUAAAUAGAAGUCGCUGGUUAUUAGUCCUUAUUUUUUUAUAUAUUUUUGUUGACAAUUUUCAUUUCAUUUCUAAAUAUAAACAAACACCACACUUCCUAACUCAUAAAAGAUUAAAAUAAAAUGUUUGUAUAUUUUUCCACAACACACAAAUAAAAAUAUCUACAAAAUAAUAUACAAACAUAAUAAAAGACUCAUAAAUAGUCUUGAGAGAAACUAAGAUAAUCUUGAAAAACAAGUGAGAAAAAAUAAUAAAAGAAACUGUAAAGCAAAACUAUAUUGUUAAUUUUUGGGCUCAAACGGAAGAUUACACGGAAGCUUACAGGUUAAUAGAACGACAGUUCAUCAGUUUCUAAAAAUAAAUGCAAUUUUAAGGUUUAAAAAUUUUAGAAUAAUAGCUAAGAUAACAGAGGAUUAACAAAGAAUUUAAAGGUGUUGCAAGAGAAAUUUUAAAUAAUUUUUGUAAAUAAUCCUUGGGAUUUUGUUUGUUUUCAACUCAAUUUCUUUGGUUUACUUUUUAAAUUUUAUUUUCAUUCUGAUUCCUUACCAUCAUUUGAUUUGAAAACAUACACACUCAUACAUGUGAAAUUUUCCGAAUUUUUUUAUUCAACAAAAUUGUGGUAUAUAAGAAUUUGAAUGUAGAUUUAACAAGCAAUAUGGGAAAACUUUUUAUAACCGAAGCUAUUAAAGAGGAUGUUAGCAGUCCUGCAGGACAUGAAUCGGAUGUUGAAAAAGAGAAUGGUGUUUCAGACCUUUUUUUCUACAAUUCUGAUGAUAUUUUAGCAAUUACAAAAGCUGAAAAUUCACAUCUGGAUGAUUUAUAUACAAGAUAUAGACAAAGAUUAAGAAAAUCACUGUUCAUCUCUGGAUUAUCAAUAUCUUUGGUAGCAUGUGUUGUGUCAAUCAUUUUAAGUUCUAUAAAGGAUCAGAGUAUCCUGCAUUUAAUAUUAUUAGCUGUAGCUGGUAUCGCUUCAGGUAGCAUAUUAACAGCAUUACAAUUUCCUGCUGUAUUAAGUUCACCAUAUGCUGCUUUAGCAUUUGCAUUGAUUACAACUUUAGUAUUGGGUACAACAGCAGCUAUUACUGGUGGACCAUUGGCACCAUUACCAUUAUUUGCUGUAAUUUUGGGAAUACAUACAAUGCUGCCUAUAUCAUGGCCUGUAUCAUUGGUUUUGGCAGGAUUAAUGACUGUGAUACAUGUGAUCUGUAAAAUUAGUUCAACUCCUGAUUAUUCUCCAAAUCUACAAUUGCUGAUUGGUGAAGUUGUAAUGCUUGCUACUGCUUCAGUAUCAGGACUUUAUUAUAGAAUAAUGUCGGAUGCAUCACAUAAACGUACAGUAGAUGGUACACGUACUGGUAUUGAACAAAGAGUUAAAUUGGAAUGUGAACGUGAACAACAAGAACAAUUAUUACUUAGCGUAAUACCAGCAUAUAUUGCAGCUGAGGUUAAAAGAAGUAUUAUGCUAAAAAUGGCCGAUGCAUGUCAACGUGCUGGAGGACAAGCAACAUCAUCAGCAGCUAGAUUUCAUGAAUUACAUGUUCAGCGUCAUAAUAACGUUUCAAUUUUGUAUGCAGACAUUGUAAAUUUUACGCCAUUAUCAGAGCAAUUGACAGCUAGUGAUUUAGUAAAAACAUUAAAUGAAUUAUUUGGACGUUUCGAUCAAAUAGCUCAAGAAAAUCAAUGUCUAAGAAUAAAAAUUUUAGGAGAUUGUUAUUAUUGUGUAUCUGGAUUACCAAUAUCAAGACCACAACAUGCAGCAAAUUGUGUCCACAUGGGUUUACAAAUGAUUGAGGCUAUAAGAUUAGUUCGUGAAGCAACCGGAUUUAAUGUUGAUAUGAGAAUUGGUAUUCAUACAGGAAAUGUCCUUUGCGGUGUAUUAGGAUUAAGAAAGUGGCAAUUUGAUGUAUGGAGUGAUGAUGUUUCAUUAGCAAACCAUAUGGAAAGUGGCGGUAUCGCUGGUCGGGUUCAUAUAACCAAACAGACUUUGGAUUGUUUAGGCGAUAAAUUUGAAGUUGAACCGGGUAAUGGUGGCUCACGUGAUCCAUAUUUAGCGGAUCAUAAAAUUGAAACAUAUUUAAUUGUACCACCGAAGAAAAUUACAACCGGCUUGGCUCCUGUUGUUGAAGUUAAAACACCUCCACAAACCAAUAUAACAGAUACAGAAACAGAAAAUUUAAUAUCAGAUAAUUUACAGGAUCAAUCAAAGCCUAGUGGUGAAAUUGUAUCAUUCUUUCUUGGUGAUCCACCAUUAUCUAAUACAAUUAUAGAAGAAUCAAAUAUAACCACAAAUAAUGACAAUACAAAUUCAACAACUGCUGAUGGUACAACUGUAAAUGAAAAUACAUUAAAUUCAAAUAUUAAAGAGAAUGGUGUUCCAUUACCACAACCUACACAAGUAUCACCUACAUCAAUUACUGAAGAUGGAAAAAAUGUAACAAGUGGUACUGGUGGUGGUGAUAAUGUAACAGAAACUACAACUGUAACUAGACAAAAUUCUGUUAUACAUUCAUCAAAUAAAACGGCAUCUAAUGAUGAAAAACUUCCAACACCAAAUAGUAAAUCAUCUUUAACAUUACCGCAAGAGACAGGUUCAUCGGGUAGUUUUAAAGGGAUGACAGGUGGUGAUGUACCUGAGAAAGGACGACGUAAAUUAUCAGUACAAGGAUUAAUUGGAUUCGGUGAACGUAGAAGGUCAUCAACAGGUGCAUUUGCUGAUUUUCGAAAACAAUCCUUAUCGAACAGUGAUAGUUUUCGUAUGUCUGGAACUGCAAUUCCUGGUCAAGUUUCAAGAUCACGGCCAUCAUCAAAAAUGACAAAAUAUGUUGAAUGUUGGGGUGCUGAUAAACCAUUUGCAAAUAUUGCUGAAUCAAAAUUAGCUAAAAAUAUUGGAUUAGCUAGUAUAGCAAUGAUUGAAUCAAAUUUAUUACCACCAGAAAGACGUUGUGCCAAUUUUAAUUGUUUUGGUGCACCCACCGAAUUAAAACCAAUUACAAUGUGGUAUCGUAAUUCACCACGUGAAAUAAUGUAUAGAGCUCAACCAGAUCCACAUUUUCGUUAUGAUUUAAUUUGUGCAUUUAUUAUGUUUGUGUCAAUUGCUGUUGUUCAAUUUAUUAUAAUACCUAGCAAUAUUGCCCUAUCGGGUUCAGUUGGUGCCACUUUAGUUGUAUUAGGACUAUUUAUGUACUUAAGUCAUGCAAAAAUGUCUGAAGGAUCAUCACCAUCUGGUAAUAAUGGACCUGGUCAAAUAAUAGCAUCAAGUAGACCGAUUAGAAUGGCAAUGUUUAUAAUUGUAACUGUAUUAAUAUCAGCAUGUGCCGUUUUUAGUGUUAUUGAUUUUAGUAGUGAGGAUGAAUAUUAUAAUAAUAAUGAUAAUAGUAAUUAUAAUGAAUUUUUAAUUGGUAAUGGAAACGAAACAUAUUUAUUAAAUUCAACAAUUCUCAAUAAUAAUAUAACAUCAAAUUAUUUAAAUAAUUUAACAAAUUUGCUACCGCCACCAUUAUUAAAUUCAAUAUCAUCGACAAAUACAUUAACUGGUUCAAUACCAACACCAGAAAUAGCACCGGCCUAUUUAUUAUGUUGUGCAUUAAGUUUAGCUGCUGUAUCGGCAUUUUUACGUGCCGGUUUCAUAUUAAAAUUAUCAGUAAUGGUUGUUGCUGCAACAUGUGAAGUUACUGUUUUAUGGUUAAGUGAUUUAUUUAGCGAAUAUGAAAUAUUACAUCCUAAUUUAGUUCCAUUAGCUGCAAGAGGUUUACUAUUAUUAUUAUUGAUUGCGGCUGUGUUACAUACUCUAGAUCGGCAAGGUGAAUACGUUGCAAGAACUGAUUUCCUUUGGAAAGCCAAACUGAAAAUAGAACAAGAAGAAGUUGAAACAAUGAGAGGAAUAAAUAAAAUUCUAUUAGAAAAUAUACUGCCAGCUCAUGUUGCAACACAUUUUUUACAUCAAGAUCGUUCUGCUGAAUUAUAUCAUGAAAGUUAUUCGGGUGUUGCUGUUAUGUUUGCUUCAAUACCAAAUUAUAAAGAAUUCUAUGAUGAAUCUGAUGUUAAUAAACAAGGAUUAGAAUGUUUACGUUUAUUAAAUGAAAUUAUUUGUGAUUUUGAUAAGCUUCUUUUAAAACCAAAAUUCAGUGGGAUUGAAAAAAUUAAAACCAUUGGUAGCACAUACAUGUGUGCAUCUGGAUUAAGACCAGGAAAAGAAGAUGGGGCUCUUAGGAAACAUUCAAUAGCGGAUGAAAAACGUACCGAAGAACAUAAUGUUGUAAUACUUGUUGAAUUUGCUAUAGCCUUGAUGUCAAUAUUGGAUUCAUUGAAUCGUGAAUCAUUUCAAAGAUUUCGUUUACGUAUUGGUUUAAAUCAUGGGCCAGUUAUUGCUGGUGUUAUUGGUGCACAAAAGCCUCAAUAUGAUAUAUGGAGUAAUACUGUUAAUGUUGCUUCACGUAUGGAUUCAUGUGGUGUUAUGGGAAGAUUACAGACAACGGAACCAACAGCAAAAAUAUUAAUGGCAGCCGGUUAUCAAUUAGAGUGUCGCGGUGUUAUUUAUGUGAAAGGAAAAGGAAAUCUAACAACGUAUUUUGUAAAAACCCCAUAUGACGAUAAAAUUUAAGGAAAAGAAAAAAUUAAACAAAAAACCUAUAAAAGAAAAAAACACAAAAAAUCAAAAUUAUUAUUAAGAAAAACAAAAACAUUAUUAAUUAAUGCUUGUUUUUUUUUUUAAAUUAUUUUUUUUAAAGAAAUUUUUUUUAUAAUAUUAUUUAAUUGUUUUUUAUGUAAAUGCUUAUAUUAAAAUAAGAAUUUAGAUUAAUUUAAAAUGCUUCUUACGAUAUGAAAAUUUUAGAAAAACGAGAGGCUUCAUAUAAUCUUACAAAUAGAAAAUUCUACAUUUAUUUAUGUAUUAAUUUUAAAAAUAAUUUGAUAUGAUAUUUUUAAAUGUAAAUUGUAAUCUAUAUAUAAGUAGGUCAUCAACAUUUCAAUUUAAUAUUAGCAAAAUCAGGAUUUUAUUUCUAAA
Messenger RNA from Condylostylus longicornis, 5524 nucleotides. RefSeq names its product adenylate cyclase type 2 (gene Adcy2). NCBI's taxonomy places the organism in Eukaryota, Metazoa, Arthropoda, Insecta, Diptera, Dolichopodidae. The transcript is spliced from 23 exons. Gene Ontology annotation, biological process: cAMP biosynthetic process; adenylate cyclase-inhibiting G protein-coupled receptor signaling pathway; adenylate cyclase-activating G protein-coupled receptor signaling pathway. The record is from RefSeq and is a predicted model, not a curated record. Gene Ontology annotation, cellular component: plasma membrane. Gene Ontology annotation, molecular function: adenylate cyclase activity. Bases 1178 to 5122 code for a protein of 1314 amino acids.